GGCCCUGUUUGAGUUGGCAGACACUGCACUCUCGGGGAACAUUUGCUGCCUUUGCAGAAAGGCCAGUGGCGGUGGCUCUGAUCGAGCAGCGGUGAUUCUAGGGGCAGGAUGAGCUUUUUCCAAGUCUGCUCACUUUCAGGAAACACAUUUUGCUGUUUCUUCCCUCUGUGUUUGAAAAACGGGAGGAAGGAGUCGAGGGAAAAGAGCGCGAGCAGUGGGAGCCGAUGACACAAUUCAAGUGUAAGGUUGCUUGUCCAGUGGUGGCAUCCUGUGGAGCUACAGAUCAGAGGUGAGGCGGCUGCUUUAACACCACUGAGACUGAAGACUGCUUUAAAAUAAGCAAGUUCUUACAGAAGGUUUUUAAGUCAUGAUGCAAGAAUCUGGGGCGGAGGUGACAAGCAACGGACCAGCCAAUCAUAAGGGAGAAGCAAAUGCGGAGGGCGUGUCCAGGGAUGGUCGGCCCAAGAGCGCCAUGCCAUCGGUGGAGGUGACUGCAGCUGACCUGCUGCAUCUCCAGCAGCACCAGGCUCUGCAAGUGGCUCGCCAGAUACUUGUCCAGCAGCAACAACAGUCACAACAUCAAACCAUCGGCCGCAAGUCGCCUUCCGGCAGCGACAAACGGCAAAGCCUCCAGGUUCCAGUGUCAGUGGCUAUGAUGACACCUCAAGUGAUAACUCCACAGCAGAUGCAGCAGAUUCUACAGCAACAAGUCCUGAGCCCUCAGCAGCUCCAGGUUCUUCUCCAGCAGCAGCAGGCCCUCAUGUUACAGCAGCAACUCCAGGAGUUCUACAAGAAGCAGCAGGAACAGCUCCACCUCCAGCUCCUCCAGCAGCAGCAUGCAGGCAGCAAACAGAGCAAAGAGCAGUUGGUGUCAGCACAGCAGUUGGCCUUCCAGCAGCAGCUCCUGCAGGUUCAGCAGGUCCAGCAGCAACAUCUGCUCAACCUCCAGAGGCAGGGGCUGCUCACCAUCCAGCCUGGACAGACGGGCCUGCCUCUGCACUCCCUCACUCAGGGCAUGAUUCCAGCAGAGCUGCAGCAGUUGUGGAAGGAGGUGACAAACGCUCACGUGAAGGAGGAACACAACAACAACAACAGCAGCAACAACAACAACAGCAACGGCCACCGAGGACUCGACCUGUCCUCCCCGACACCACCAAAGAACCCUCUCAUCAACCAGCACACCUCCACCAACGGCCAGUUCAUGAGCCACAAGAGAGAAGGAUCGACGAUAGAAGAGCCCUCCCCGCACAGUCAUCCUCUCUAUGGCCAUGGUGUUUGCAAGUGGCCCGGCUGUGAGGCCGUGUUUGAUGAUUUUCAGUCAUUCCUCAAACAUCUUAACAAUGAGCACGCCCUGGACGACCGGAGCACAGCCCAGUGUCGGGUACAAAUGCAAGUCGUCCAACAGCUGGAGCUGCAGCUAGCAAAAGACAAAGAACGUCUGCAAGCUAUGAUGACGCACCUUCAUGUCAAGUCCACAGAGCCCAAAGCCACCCCACAGCCGCUCAACUUGGUGUCCAGCGUCACUCUGUCCAAGUCGGCCCCUGCAGCCUCGCCCCCUCUGAGCCUGCCGCAGACCCCCACCACCCCCACCACCCCCCUCACACCCCUGUCCCAGACCCACUCUGUCAUCACGGCCAACAGUCUCCACAGCGUGGGCCCCAUGAGACGCCGCUACUCCGAAAAGUACAACAUGCCCAUCUCUCCAGAUAUCAGUCAGAACAAAGAGUUUUACAUGAACGCAGAUGUUCGGCCGCCAUUCACGUACGCCUCACUAAUAAGACAGGCGAUCCUCGAGUCUCCAGAAAAGCAGCUAACACUAAACGAAAUCUACAACUGGUUCACACGAAUGUUUGCAUAUUUUAGACGCAACGCAGCUACGUGGAAGAAUGCAGUCCGGCAUAAUCUUAGUCUUCACAAGUGUUUUGUGCGAGUAGAAAAUGUAAAAGGGGCUGUGUGGACAGUCGACGAAAUAGAGUUCCAAAAGAGACGGCCUCAAAAGAUCAGCGGAAGUCCAGCCUUAGUGAAGAACAUUCAGACCGGUUUGGGCUACGGUCCGACGCUUUCUGCUGCCUUCCAGGCUUCAAUGACAGAAAACAACAUACCUCUAUACACUACUGCUUCCAUUGGAAGUCCCACCCUCCACUCCCUGGCCAACGCCAUCCGUGAGGAGAUGAAUGGAGCGAUGGACCAUGGAAACAGCAAUGGCAGUGACAGCAGCCCGGGACGCUCACCCCUGCCAGCUAUGCAUCACAUCAGCGUUAAGGAGGAACCACUGGAUCCUGAGGACCACGACGGGCCCCUCUCCCUGGUCACGACUGCAAAUCACAGUCCGGAUUUUGAUCACCACAGAGAUUACGAGGAUGAGCCGGGCCAUGAUGACAUGCUGUAAGGUUCAUGUGCCCUCCUGGUCUCAGAGGCCAAGGCAUUAUGGGUAAUCUGUCAGAUGGAUUCGCUCCACAGAUGCAAACACUGAACUGCGGUCUCAGCCACUGAUGACAGCUCGCAAAUGUCUCCAAGAAACUUUUAGUGCCAUUACAUCACACUCAAACAACAGUUUUUAAUACUUUCUACUUUUAAGUUAUGCUUACAAAGCGAGAAGAAACUUUAUUUGUACUCGUUGUGAAUGGAUUUGUUUGGUACGGGGCGCGGUGGACUUUGAGAGGACAGAACGGGCUGAGACACGCCCCGCCCACAGCCCGCCCCCUCUCUCUCGGACACACGUUUGACCACAGAGUGGCGAGAAAGUGCGAGAGUGACUGACGUUUAAUGUGCAUGGCGGCUGUGCAGGAGACGGCGUGCUGACUGUGUUCAUUGUCACUGCCUUCAACACUUCUCAUUGGUUUGAUCCACUGAGGGUGGGAGGGGCUUUUUCCUUUUCUGGGAGGGUGAAUUCUUAAAAGGGUGAGAGGUGAUGAAAUGUCAUCGUGUGUCUCUGUCCUUUCACUGUUGUUGUUGUUGUUUCUUUAAACUGAUCAGACCUCAUGGCCGUGCUGUGGACAUUUCUGUGGUCAGCAGCACUUAUUGAUGAAUGUUUCUGGUUUCUUUGAUGAUCUUCUUCUUUAAACGCUCCCACAGCAGAAUGUCAAACACCAGCUAGUAUUUUUCUGUCAUUUAUUCCACAGUCUUCAGAAAGUCGCUGGCCCCGCCCCCUCCCACUCCUGAAGUUCAUUGGCAAUGCACUACUCAUAAUGAAGGUUCUCUCCACGCAUCAAUGAAGUUUAAUUUAAGAUGCGAAUGAAUGACAGAGAAAUCAUGCAGGUUAUGAUUUAUCUUUAUGAAAUUAUACUUUAAAACAGCCCCUCGCGGCGCAGCGCGCUGAGCUGCAAGCCAAUUUCUGAUCACUUGCGAAGCUCUGUUUUUGAAAGAAGAAUGAAAAUGUCAGGUGAGCACUGCAGAGAUAAUAAUUUAGACCAACUAAUUGUGAUUCCUCAACACGCCAUCACUGUUAAUCAAACGCGUCACGUUCUCCACACUGUAACUUCAUCCCAGCCCUGGGUGAAGAUAAAGGCGCGCUCCCUGUAGCUCGACUUGUAUCACACGCAUGAUGAGUUUACGCGAUGGUGAGUGCUGGUAAUUACACACCAAAUAGAAUCUUCAUUUUCAUGCAUCUAGGGAAAAUACCAGGAUUGAAAUAUUUAACAUUCCAGCAUUAGGCAGUCAUCACCCAAACAUGGUCACUAUUUAGGGAGUGUGGAUUCUUCCUCCAUGGUCAGUGUCACCCCCAAAAAUUUAAAAAAUUUAUUUAAAAAACUCUACAGGUGGCCCCAGAUCACAGACUGGUUUCACAGGUCAGAAAUGAUGCUGGAUGCGCUCAGACUCCAGGAUACACUGCGGCUGGUCUGCCUGGCAGCUACAUUCAGACACCACAUGCAUGCCAUCACUUUUAUUAGCCGUUAGCUAUAAUGCCAUGAUUGUUCCUUGCAGAUAGCUUGAGCCUGGUAUCUGUGUACUUGGCGCUUGUCUUGGUAUUGCCAACAGUCCUGUUCAUGAUGUUCACGGAUGGCAUUUCAAGGCACAGUCAGGGAUUGAGAGGGUCCAAUUUGGUGACCUCAGAAUUACGUCGCUGCUUGCUUGCGGAUGAUGUUGUUCUAUUGGCUUCAUCAGACUGUGACCUGUGAUGUGCCAGGAGCAGGUCUGAAGUGACUGGAAUGAGGAUCAGCACCUCCCGAUUGGAUUUUCCCCUCUGGGUCGGGGAGAGUUACUGCCCCAAGUGUCCAUGUUGGGCAGUUCAAGUAUCUCGAGGACUUGUUCACAAAUGGGGGGCAAGAUGGAGUGAGAGACUGAUAGGCAGACUGGGGCUGUCUGAGGUCCUGGGGAUGCUGUACUGAAUAAUCAUGGUGAAGAAAGAAUUGAGCCAGAAGAUGAAGCUCUGGAUUUACCAGUCAGGUUUCGCUCCUGUCGUCACCUAUGGUUGUGGGUUUUAGGUACUGACUGAAAGAAAAAGGUCACAGAUACAAGCAGCAGAAAUGAGAUUACUCCAUCGGGUAUCUGCUGCUUCUUCACAUCGAAAGGAGCUAGCUGAGGUGGUUCAUCUGCUGAAGAUGCCCCCUGGUCACCUGGCUGGAGAGGUCUUCCAUGCACAUCCACCUGGGAGGAGAUGCUGGAGGAAGUAUAACUCCCACCUGACUUGGGAACGCCUCAGAAUCCCCUAGGAAGACUGAGAGGACUUAACCAGUGAUAAGGAAGUGUGGACUGAGCUGCUCAGUCUGCUGUCACAGUGACCAGGACCUGGGUAAUUGGCAGAAAAUGAAUGAAUUAAUAAGUGUAGAAAAAACUGAGGUCAGGUCUGUGAGUGUACACUAGUGCUUCAGGACUCUACAUCUGUCACCUGGUUGGGAACUCUGGGAAGACCAACAGUUCUUCCAAAAGAAAUGAAUCGUGAUGGAAUUUACAUUGUGCUAUUCUUGAAUCAUGAUUCCUUUCAGAAAUCACUUGCUCAUGUCGCCUGACUGUGAACUAAGAACACGUUCCCUUCAAAAUUUUGGCAAGAAAAAAGAAAACAUUUUUGUGUGCGUGACAUCACUCUGUGAAAUAAGUGGGUGGAGCCACGACCAGGCCAUGCCUACAAUCUGGAAGUAAAUUCCACACCCCCACCCCCCCAUAUUGAAUGAGUAAUUUUGUUGAAAUGAAUAAGUGGGGUGUGGUGGCGUCUGAAAACAUGCAGCGGUGCACCGACUCGUUUGCCGGAACCACGUCUAUACAAUUUCCUCUGACCCGCUAAUACGAGCCGACGCGCGUAACUGAUUUGAAAAUUAAGAUAGUUUAUGUCAACGUGUCACUCUGUGACCGCCUGUAGGUGGCAGCACUGAACCGAGGAGAAUCCACUGCUACAAAGGUCCAGCUUUGACAGAAUGAUAAGACAGCAGUCAACCACUUUGAUGUUUUAAUUUAUUGUUAGGUUUGUUUUUCUUUGUUUGUUCUCAUUUGUUAUUGUGUUUAAAUAACUUGUUGUGUGACUACCAAAGAAAACUAAGUAGAUGUUGUGUGUUCUACGCAACAGCAGGUGAGGCCAAAUGUUGGCUCGGGCGUGAUGCGGAGGGACGGAGCGGCAGAACGCUCCUCAAACUCACGUAGGAACCAAAGCAGCAGUACGGUAUGCAGUGACCAAACUGAGUGCGCGGAGCUUCCACUCUGAACACAUUACGAGUAAAUUAGUGAGCA
Messenger RNA from Thalassophryne amazonica, 5661 nucleotides. It is a transcript of the gene foxp1b, whose product is annotated as forkhead box P1b. The coding region runs from base 368 to 2389 and encodes 673 amino acids. Gene Ontology annotation, cellular component: nucleus. The transcript has 19 exons. Lineage: Eukaryota; Metazoa; Chordata; Actinopteri; Batrachoidiformes; Batrachoididae. The record is from RefSeq and is a predicted model, not a curated record. Gene Ontology annotation, biological process: regulation of transcription by RNA polymerase II. Gene Ontology annotation, molecular function: RNA polymerase II cis-regulatory region sequence-specific DNA binding; DNA-binding transcription repressor activity, RNA polymerase II-specific.